AUAACUCCUGAGAUAUUUGGGAUCAGAGAAGAAGCACCAGGGGUUUGACUUGGUCUGCUACUUCCUCUCUUGCACCCAGAUCAGAGACAGCGCCCAACCAGGCCUUAUACAAUUGGGGUUUGAGCCCUAGUUUCAAGACUGCUAUAAGAUUUUUGCUUCUCCUCCUAACCCCCAGUUAAUGUUUCUCCUCAGCUGUCUUUGCCAAGGGCACUUGGACUAAGGAUUGGGACAUUUACAGCUUGAUCCAAUGCAAGAUCACUGCCCGCCAUGAAGCCCUCUCUUGUCUUCACUCUCCUGAGUGCAGCUGGAGUCAUUUUGGCCAGAGAGUCUGAAGCUGAUAAGCUGAACUUACCAGAAGAUUUUACUAUUCCUUACAUGGUCUACUUGCAGUCCAGCCCAGAACCCUGUGUGGGGUCUCUCAUUCACCCUGAGUGGGUACUGACAGCUGCCCACUGCCCCUUACCUGUUAAAAUCCGACUGGGAGUUUAUCAACCCAGCGUCAAAAAUAAGAAAGAGCAGAUACGGAAUUACUCACUGAUUGUGCCCUCCCCUGAAUUCAAAGCACAAUCUCUGGAGAAUGACCUGAUGCUGAUAAAAUUGUCCAAGGCUGCUGCGCUCAACUCCCACGUGGGAACCAUAGCCAUAUCUAUGGAACCCUUAGCAUUUAACGAUUCCUGCUUUAUCCCAACCUGGACUUGGAAUGAAUACAAAAACCUCAGCGACCCUGACAUCCUGACUUGGAUAAACCAAUAUUCUCUCCCCCUCAAUGACUGCCAGAACAUGGUGGGACAAAUAAUGGCAGCACGCAUCAUGUGUGUGGGACAACCUUUAAACAUCUUAUCUAGAAUUAAGGAAGUUUCAGCCGCCCCAGCCAUCUGCGAUGGCAGGUUGCAUGGAAUCUUGUCCUGGGCCAAAGGAAGUAUCACCCUGGGAAGUGAAGGGUUCUUCACAGAAGUUUAUCACCAUGCAAGAUGGAUCUUGAAAGUCAUAAAUAACCACUGAGGCUCUUCCAUUCCCCCGUCUUCAGUGCAACAUCUUCAUAAUUUCUACACUGAAUUCACAGCUCUUGAUCUUUCUUGUUCUUGAACAGAGUUCAAACAGAAAACAUUCAGUAAACAAAAAAAAUGACACUAAGAA
Messenger RNA from Panthera uncia (snow leopard), 1137 nucleotides. RefSeq names its product probable inactive serine protease 58. Bases 268 to 1002 code for a protein of 244 amino acids. The record is from RefSeq and is a predicted model, not a curated record. Gene Ontology annotation, molecular function: serine-type endopeptidase activity. Lineage: Eukaryota; Metazoa; Chordata; Mammalia; Carnivora; Felidae. The transcript has 5 exons. Gene Ontology annotation, biological process: proteolysis.